This is a messenger RNA of Python bivittatus (Burmese python), 878 nucleotides long. The record is from RefSeq and is a predicted model, not a curated record. Lineage: Eukaryota; Metazoa; Chordata; Lepidosauria; Squamata; Pythonidae.
AUGAGGCAGUUGGUAAACGAGGUUUACCUGUAUGGCUACUUCAAUGCAACAUCUGAACUUGGAGACUAUGAUCCAUGCAAGCACACUGCAGGAUAUGUUUCGGAGUACCGCUUUGUUCCUGAUCAGAAAGAAGAAUUAGAAGAUGCCAUAGAACAAAUACACAAAACUCUGACGGGCCAAGUUCCAGCUGAGGCAGAACUGAAUUACUUAGGAGUAGCAAAGACGCUUGAAAUGUAUGGAGUGGAUCUUUAUCCUGUCUAUGGUGAAAACAAAUCUGAGUAUUUUCUAGGACUGAAGCCUAUAGGAGUAGUUGUCUAUAAGAAUAAAAAGCAAGUAGGAAAGUAUUUUUGGCCUAGAAUUACCAGGGUCCAUUUCAAAGAGGCUCACUUUGAACUUAGAGUUUUGGGAAAAGAUUGUAAUGAAACUUCCUUCUUUUUUGAAGCACACAGCAAAACUGCAUGCAAGCAUUUGUGGAAAUGCUGUGUAGAACAGCACACCUUCUUCAGAAUGCCAGAAAAUGAAUCUAAUUCUCUAUCAAGAAAACUUGGCAAACUUGGAUCUCUUGGUUACAAACAUCGAUAUAGUGGGAAGACAGCUAUGCAAAUGAAUAAAGACAUUUCUAUCCAGCUUCCUCGACCUAACCAAACAGUUGAAAGAAGUCGUAGUAAGACGUAUCCAAAAAGAACAUCAAAAGCACAACAGUUUGGAUCACAUUGUACAAACCAGGUUAUUACAUACAGAGAAACUGGGGAAAUUGAAGGAACCAAAAUUAUUGCUCCAUCACCAAUUAAAAGUUUUAAAAAGUCAAGAAAUGAAACCAGCCCAGAAACUCAAAGAAAUAAAACCAGUGCACCAUGGGAAGAAAACUGUCCUCAGAG